CGCGGAAAGUGUUGGUUUGCUUCAUAAAUACCUCAACGCAAAUCAAAACCGCGUCACUUCACUUCACUUCCCUCUUCACACAAAAAUGGCGAAAACCAACGAAAUCGUGGCGGUGAUCGGAGAAUCCGAACCGCCACAAAAGCAACAACCCUCGCCAUUCCCAAACCUCUUCUCCUUCUUCCCCAAGUUCAACCUCCAACUCCCUUUCCUCCCACCAAAACCUAAACCUAGUUUUGGAGACAAAACCGCCACAACCACCCCUGAACAGCACCACAACGAAGAGAGUUCGAAUUCGAAUUCGAAGCGCAGCCUUGUACGGUUCCCGAAGACGCAACCUGUUGCUCCUCCUUCACCUCUGCAGGCUGAAGCUGACCCUGAGAGCUCUACCAAGACUUCCAAUCCUUUCAUACUGUGGCAGGUUUAUGCAUUGGGAGGGAUCAUUAUUUCGAAAUGGAUUUGGGCAAGGUGGAAUGAGAGGCAUGAGCGAGGGAAGGCUCCCAAUGAUGACAGGAAUGAAGAAAGGCCCUCUGAUGAUGAUGGUGGUAGUCAAUCUCUAGAUAAUAAUGAAUAGAUAUUUACGUUGGCUGUAUACAUUGCUGCUACUUCAAUAUUUUCAUUUCUCUCAGUGAAUGGAAAUCUUUCAUUUUCUAAAAAGAGCCAAAUAUUUUCA
This is a messenger RNA of Lotus japonicus, 670 nucleotides long. RefSeq lists its product as uncharacterized. The record is from RefSeq and is a predicted model, not a curated record. The transcript is spliced from 2 exons. The coding region runs from base 86 to 571 and encodes 161 amino acids. Lineage: Eukaryota; Viridiplantae; Streptophyta; Magnoliopsida; Fabales; Fabaceae.